This is a messenger RNA of Oppiella nova, 561 nucleotides long. The record is from the annotation of a GenBank genome assembly. NCBI's taxonomy places the organism in Eukaryota, Metazoa, Arthropoda, Arachnida, Sarcoptiformes, Oppiidae.
AUGCUGAGGACAGGCUUGUCGGGGGCCGGGAAGACGUCGAUUGCCUUCAAGAUUGAGGCGAUUCUCUGCAAACACAAGAUAUUGACGUAUGCCUUAGACGGCGAUAAUAUACGGCACGGACUCAACAAUAACCUGGGAUUCAGUGCUGAGGACAGGACUGAGAACAUCCGACGCAUCGCAGAGGUGUCCCGACUUUUCGCAGAUGCCGGCGCUAUCGUGUUGACUAGUUUUAUCAGUCCCUUCCGACAGGACAGGGAUGCUGUGCGCAGUCUACACAAUGCGGAUAAUUUGCCGUUUUUCGAGAUCUUUGUGGACACGCCUUUCGAUGUAUGCGAGCGCAGGGAUGUGAAGGGACUCUACAAGAAGGCUCGCGCCGGACAGAUCUCCAGCUUCACUGGUCUCGGAUCCGAUUAUGAGCCGCCAUUAGAGCCCGAUCUGGUGCUCAAGACUGAUGAGGAAUCCAUUGAUGAAUGCGUUCAGAAAGUGGUUGAUUUGCUGAUUGUAAACAGAAUUUUGUCGAAAGAGAUCACUCGAGAAAUCAGUGAACUCUUCGUACCGACA